Molecule: messenger RNA, 5040 nt
Organism: Megalops cyprinoides (Indo-Pacific tarpon)
Lineage: Eukaryota; Metazoa; Chordata; Actinopteri; Elopiformes; Megalopidae
Gene: mtr
Product: 5-methyltetrahydrofolate-homocysteine methyltransferase
Exons: 33
Coding region: 160-3951 (1263 amino acids)
Biological process (GO): pteridine-containing compound metabolic process
Molecular function (GO): cobalamin binding; methionine synthase activity; zinc ion binding
Source: RefSeq, a predicted model, not a curated record
UUGAUAGCCUUAUCAUCCCAUUCCCAGACUGCAUGGCUCGCGUAAGAUCGGACCACGGCCGUCACGAUUUAUUAUUUUUGUAACGCUGGGGUCAAGUCGCUGCUAAAACGAUUGUUUCGCAUCGGGGGAACAGUCAGAUCGGGAUUAAGGAUUCCUGCAAUGGCUCCUACAAUUCACAAUUAUUCAGGUAGCAGCAAGACCACUCUAGAGGAUGAACUCAGGGAGAUACUGCAGAAGAGGAUCAUGGUCUUGGAUGGUGGCAUGGGAACGAUGAUCCAGCAGAGAAGCCUGGAGGAGUCCCACUUCAGGGGAGAGGAGUUCAGGGAUCACCCAAAAAGCCUGAAGGGGAACAAUGACCUUCUUAGCAUCACCCAACCAGAUAUCAUCUACAAGAUACACAAGGAAUAUCUGCUUGCUGGGGCUGAUAUAAUUGAAACCAACACAUUCAGCAGCACCAGCGUUGCACAGGCUGAUUAUGGGCUGGAGCAUUUGGCCUACCGCAUGAACAAAGCCUCUGCAGAGAUCGCCAGGAAGGCUGCCGAUGAUGUCACUGCCCGGACAGGUGUGAAAAGAUUCGUGGCGGGAGCACUCGGCCCCACCAACAGAACGCUGUCGGUGUCGCCAUCUGUCGAAAGACCGGACUUCAGGAACAUAACAUUUGAUGAGCUGGCAGAGGCUUAUGCUGAGCAGACUCGAGGCCUGGUGGAUGGAGGUGUGGACAUCCUGUUGGUGGAGACCAUAUUUGACACCGCCAACGCAAAGGCAGCACUAUUUGCAAUCGACAAGCUUUUUGAAAAGGAGUAUGAGCCAAAACCCAUAUUUAUUUCAGGAACUAUUGUGGACAAGAGCGGUCGCACCCUCUCUGGCCAGACAGGAGAGGCCUUCGUCAUAAGCUUAUCUCACGCUAAACCGCUGUGCAUCGGGUUGAACUGUGCCCUGGGCGCUUCUGAAAUGAGGCCUUUCAUCGAAGCAAUUGGAAAGAGCACCACCGCUUUCAUCAUAUGUUAUCCCAAUGCAGGUCUUCCUAAUACAUUUGGAGGAUACGAUGAAACUCCACAGGUGACUGCCAGUCAUUUAAAGGAAUUUGCUGUGGAUGGAUUGGUAAAUAUCGUUGGUGGUUGUUGUGGAACUACUCCAGAACAUAUCAGGGCCAUCGCGGAAGGAGUGAAGCUCUGCCAGCCGAGGGUCCCUCCUGCUGAUGUCUUCCAGGACUACAUGCUCCUGUCAGGUCUAGAGCCUUUCCGCAUUGGCCCCUACACCAACUUUGUCAACAUCGGCGAGCGCUGCAACGUGGCGGGAUCUCGGAAGUUCGCCAAACUGAUCAUGGCGGGAAACUAUGAGGAGGCCCUGAGCAUUGCCAAGGCCCAGGUGGAGAUGGGCGCCCAGGUGCUGGACAUCAACAUGGACGAGGGCAUGCUGGAGGGCCCGACCGCCAUGACGCGGUUCUGCAACCUCAUCGCCUCCGAACCUGACAUCGCGCGGGUGCCUCUGUGCAUCGACUCGUCCAACUUCGCUGUGAUCGAGGCGGGGCUGAAGUGCUGCCAGGGCAAGUGCAUCGUCAACAGCAUCAGCCUGAAGGAGGGUGAGGAGGAGUUUCUGCAGAGGGCCAAGUGCGUCCGGCGCUACGGAGCCGCCGUGGUCGUCAUGGCCUUCGACGAGGAGGGCCAGGCAACGGACACAGAGCACAAAGUCCAGGUGUGCACCCGGGCCUACAACCUCCUGAUCAAUAAGGUUGGCUUCAACCCCAAUGACAUCAUCUUCGACCCCAACAUCCUGACCAUUGGCACUGGCAUGGAGGAGCACAACAUGUACGCUAUCAACUUCAUCAAGGCUACCAGGCACAUCAAGGCUACGCUGCCGGGGGCCAGGGUCAGUGGAGGCCUGUCCAACCUGUCCUUCUCCUUCCGGGGGAUGGAGGCCAUCCGGGAGGCCAUGCAUGGAGCCUUCCUGUACCACGCCAUCAAGGACGGGAUGGACAUGGGCAUUGUGAACGCGGGGAACCUCCCGGUCUAUGACGACAUCGACAAGGACCUGCUGCAGCUGUGUGAGAACCUGAUCUGGAACCGAGACCCAGAGGCCACCGAGAAGCUGCUGCUGUAUGCACAGAACAACGCUAAAGGCGGCAAGAAGGUGGUCCAGACGGACGAGUGGAGGGGGGGCACUGUGGAGGAGCGGCUGGAGUAUGCUCUGAUCAAGGGCAUUGAGAAGUAUGUGGUGGAGGACACUGAGGAGGCCCGGGCUCAGGCAGACAAGUACCCGCGGCCCCUGCACGUCAUCGAGGGGCCCCUGAUGAACGGGAUGAAGGUCGUCGGGGACCUGUUUGGAGCAGGGAAGAUGUUCCUGCCUCAGGUCAUCAAGUCGGCCCGUGUGAUGAAGAAAGCCGUCGGGUACCUGAUCCCCUUCAUGGAGAAGGAGAGGGAGGAGAUGAUGGCCGCCUCGGGCUCCACAGAAGAAGUGGAUCCGUACCAGGGCACGAUCGUGCUGGCCACAGUGAAGGGGGACGUCCACGACAUCGGCAAAAACAUUGUGUCCGUGGUCCUAGGCUGCAACAAUUUCAGGGUAAUCGAUCUGGGGGUGAUGACUCCCUGCGAUAAGAUACUGAGGGAGGCCAUUGAGCACAAAGCAGACAUCAUUGGCCUGUCCGGACUGAUCACGCCCUCGCUGGACGAGAUGAUCUACGUCGCCAAGGAGAUGGAGAGGCUCGGCAUGAAGACUCCCCUCCUCAUCGGAGGGGCCACCACCUCCAAGACCCACACGGCGGUGAAGAUCGCCCCGCGGUACAGCGCCCCCGUGGUGCACGUCCUGGACGCCUCCCGCAGCGUGGUGGUGUGCUCUCAGCUUUUAGAUGAGAACAUGAGAGAGGAGUUCUUCGAGGAGGUCACGGAGGAGUAUGAGGACAUCAGACAGGACCACUACGACUCUCUGAAGGACCGGCGUUUCCUGUCCCUCAGCCAAGCUCGGGAGAAGGGACUACAUGUGGACUGGCUCUCCCAGCCUCGCCCAGUUCGGCCGCAGGUGAUCGGCACCCACGUGUUCGAGACCUAUGACCUGGGCAGGCUGGCGGCCUACAUCGACUGGAAGCCCUUCUUCGACGUUUGGCAGCUCAGGGGCAAGUACCCCAACAGAGGGUACCCGAAAAUCUUCAAAGACAAAACUGUGGGAGAGGAGGCCCGCAGGGUGUUCGACGACGCCCAGAAGCUCCUGAACAGGCUUGUCGAUGGCGAGAGGCUCUGGGCCCGGGGCCUGGUGGGGUUCUGGCCCGCCCAGAGCGUCGGGGACGAUAUCCACGUCUACGAUCAGGACGUCUUCCCGCGCAGCACGCAGCCCGUGGCCAAGUUCCACGGGUUACGUCAGCAGGCAGAGAAGGACUCUUCGAGCACGGAGCCUUACCUGUGCCUGUCGGACUUCGUGGCUCCGGGGGACAGCGGGGUCCCGGACUACAUAGGCAUGUUCGUGGUGGCCUGCUUCGGCGCCGAGGAGCUGAGCAAGGAGUUCGAGGCGCAGGGGGACGACUACAACAGCAUUAUGGUCAAAGCGCUGGCUGACCGCCUCGCUGAGGCGUUUGCUGAAGAGCUGCACGCCAGAGUCCGAAAAGAAUUCUGGGGGUACUGCGCAGAGGAAGACAUGGGUGCGUCCGACAUGCACAGGAUCCGCUACGAAGGGAUCCGCCCCGCGCCGGGGUACCCCAGCCAGCCGGAUCACACCGAGAAGCUCACCAUGUGGAGGCUGGCUGCCGUGGAGGAGAAAACGGGCAUCGCCUUGACCGAGUCCCUGGCCAUGACCCCGGCGGCGUCCGUCUCGGGACUCUACUUCUCCAACCCCAAAUCCAGCUACUUUGCCGUGGGGAAGAUCACCAAGGAGCAGGUGGAAGAGUACGCCCUGAGGAAAGAGAUGCCCACUGCGGAGGUGGAGAGGUGGCUGGGCCCCAUCCUCGGAUACAACACUGACUGACGCACCACCGGGGUUGCUGGGACAGGGAGAUGGCCCCCCCUGUGGGCGGAUUCAGCCUAUGUUUACAUUUCAGCAGAGACUCAAACUUGAAUGCUCCUCCACUUAAUGUUUAACCGACUUAAAAGAAUAUGAUCAGCUCUUUUUCAUAACGUGAAUUUUAGAUUUAAGAUUUUAGAUCGUUGCAUCUUGGCCCUGGUAAUGGGGUCCCACUGUGUAUGCUGGUUUCCUUUCCAGCGGCGUUCUGUUAAUUAGGAUUGAUUAAGCUCUUAGUUAAACACUGACCCAAGUCCAAGGUUGAGAAACGGUGUUUUAGAUUAUGUCAGAAUGAGCAUGAUAAUUUGUCACUAUUGUAGAAAUAAGUGAAAUACCCCCCUCAGAGUAGCAUACUUAUGUACAGAACGUCACUUUUAGAAUAUAUGAUUUUAUAGUGGACAUGUUUUUUAUGUGAAGGGAUUUAACCAGCAUUAUCUUUGUUUAUUAAUUCCAUUCUUGGAAUUUCUGUGUUCAUAUUUGAUACAACGGUCUGUUUACAUUUGAUACAACUGACCUUAUAAGUAUUUGGGGAUUCCUAUCAACAAAAUCCCCUGUGUUAGUUUACAACAACUGUACUUCACAUGGACUUUACAGGUUUAACCUUUUAAGACGGUCUUAAUCUUUUUAUUAUAUCUGGGAAAAAAAGAAAAACGGUGCUACAGUCUUUAUAUGAUCACACUCUGAAUAAUUAAGAUGUUGGUCCAGUUUGUUUUAAAGCAAAAAUGUUUUUGAAAAUACAAUGUGACAAGACAUUUCUCUACUGGCAUUACAAGAUUACAUAAAUUAUGUAGUCAUACAGUUAAGUGGCUUUGUGGUUGGUAUUUCUACCUUGAAAUGAAAACAUUAUGGGUUAAUAUCAAGGCCCGCUGUCUUAUAAAAUGCAAAAUGAUAAAUCUCACAGCUUUGAUAGCAGGAAGUCAUAGGUAAUUUUAUCCUGUGUAGACUGUCAGAGGUGUAUUGAGGUAGAGCAGCAAGCAAUACACUGUCUGACCCAUAGGGGACACACUUGUGUACAUGACCCACGGGUGUUGCACUAAUUUUCUGGAGGGCUACAGA